This is a messenger RNA of Anneissia japonica, 3621 nucleotides long. RefSeq names its product CMP-N-acetylneuraminate-poly-alpha-2,8-sialyltransferase-like. Gene Ontology annotation, molecular function: alpha-N-acetylneuraminate alpha-2,8-sialyltransferase activity. Lineage: Eukaryota; Metazoa; Echinodermata; Crinoidea; Comatulida; Comatulidae. The record is from RefSeq and is a predicted model, not a curated record. The coding region runs from base 174 to 1457 and encodes 427 amino acids. Gene Ontology annotation, biological process: oligosaccharide metabolic process; N-glycan processing. The transcript is spliced from 5 exons.
UAUACACACAGUACCAAGGUAAACUAGGCACAUUGCCGCCAAGGAACCUAUAUACUGUAGGACUUUAUUCACAAAAACACCAGAAAAUAACUUCUUCAGAGAGCUAUUACAACAUUUAAGGCUGGCAUAGUGUAGAAGUGUUGAAAAAUACAUUUUACUAUCAAGCAUCGAAAAUGUCACUACUCAAUGGGAAACUGUUUAGCAAAAACACUUCUAAGCAGAAAAUGCUGAACCAACUGUUUGGUGCGCUGAUCUUGGGUGUGAUCUCUCUUGGAAUCUUUUGUUCCAGUAUGCAUCUGAGAACAUACCCUCCAAAAAUAAAGCAAAAAAUCAAAAUGCAGAAACCGUCACGAACGCAUCUUCACAAAUCGGCUCACAUAACACAAAAUAAAUGGGGGAGUAUAAACAGUACAAAAUUCUUAGACUACACUAAAAAUAAGAGAUGUUUCUUCCUCUGUGAUACGGAAGACAACAAUAAUUGUUUUGAUGCCGAAGAAACGGUCCUAGUAUAUAAGAACGACGUGUGGCCAAGGAAAAUGCGUUUUAUGCAAGAGAUUCGACCCCGGUUAAACCAACGAACAUACCUAGAGGAAGAACAGUACGGCACACUUGAUGGGGUCCACUGCAACAUUAGCAUUUACUAUCCAGAACUAAGAACGUUACAUCAGAGUAAAACAUGUGCAAUAGUCGGGGCAAGUGGGCAACUCAUUAACAGUGGGUGUGGCCCACAAAUUGAUGCUCACGAUUUUGUGAUCAGGGCAAACCUUGCGCCUAUUAUGAACUACACAAAGGAUGUAGGAAACAAAGUAAAUUUAACAGGCAUUAACUUUAAUAAGUUGGAAACGAUUUUCAAAAAUCUUGUAGACAAGACAUCAGACGACCCCGAGCAUGUGGAUAUGGUGGAAAAUAUCCGAUAUUUGAAUGACUCUGUGCUGUGGUUUACCAAAGCAACCACGGCUAGACAUGCAGCAGAGAAGCUGAAAGUUAUAGCAUCAAUUUUGAAGACGGGCUAUAAAUUGCCAAUUCAAAUGGCGUACAUAAUGCGAUCGUCAUCUGUUGAAAGACGAUUUCAUCUGAAGAAGGGUGUGUAUGCAAGUACAGGAAUGAACAUUUUCGCGUUUGCCAGAACAUUUUGCCAAAACAUUACUCUGUACGGAUUCUACCCGUUUGACGAAAACCAUCACCGAACACCGAUAUGGAGACAUUAUUUCGAAAAUGCAACGUUCAACUUUCAGAGUCAACAGCACGAUAUGGUCCAUGAAUUCACCAAGCUUUCUGCUAUGCAUUUACGAGGCGAGGUCACAAUGGUAACAGACAAAUGUUCAAUGAAUGAGAAAGAUCAAACAAGGCAUAUUCACGUCCCUAAAUCCUUCAACAAAACCCUGCUUGCAAGGGAACUUCAAUUGACAGUCGGCAAAGAAGAAAUGAAAUCACUGAUGGAAAAAUAUGUAAAUUAGGGUAUUUAGAUAUUAAGCAAUUUGGUUGUAAAAAGCCAUGAAAUGUGUAGUGAAUUUGAGUGUUUGUUCUUAGGUUUAUACUUUAUUAUUUAGUUUAAUAAUCACAUCCCUUUUGAGAGAUAGUUCUGAAUUAUCUUUGAAGGAUAUCGUUUGAUAUACAAACUGCUUCAACACAUACAUAUUUUGAUAACUGCAUAGUUCAGUCAGAUAUAUAGUGGUAUUCACGGUGUGUGCACUGAACCAUGGAGACAUUGGGUCCCUAGUUCAAAUCUGUCACUGCUCUUUUAGUGUUUUAUUUGGAGAGCUGAAAUGAAGUAGAAGGUGCUAUAGCUCAUAGCUCCUUUUGAAAAAAAACCCUAUUGAUCCACAGUGGCGUAUCUGGAAGGGAAGGGGAGGGGGUGGUGCACAUUCCCCACUAAAAAUUACUUCCCCCCCCCCACAGAUUUCCCCACAAAAAUCACAGUCAAAUUGUUACAAAGUACAUAAAAUCACAUUAUUUUGCAAGUUAGCUCCCCUCAACUGAUCAUUGAUCCCUUCACCUUCGCGCCCCUCCCCCAUCAGCACACCCCACUUCAAGACUCCCAGAUACGCCACUGUUGAUCCAGUAGCAGAGUGCAUCCGAGUAUUAAAAUGGGGAUGGUUAAGGGGCAUGAAGGGGAAGUGAGGAAGAGCUAGGUGAGGGCAUAAGAGGAUUUUUAACUGCUUGAAUGUUUGCCUAGGGUGCUUAUUUUUCAGGUGCCUUCAUUGUCCUUAGACUCUUGUGCACAUUAAACAAGUCUAUAUGUACUCUAUAUAUAUACUGGUAUAUAAAAAUGAGAGUUGGGUGUUUAAUGUUGUCUCCAAGUUAAUCACAAAAUGCACCACUGCGUAAAAUAUACGUGCAUGAUACUACUCAGCUGUAAGGUUAAGUGCAGUAUUUAUUUUAGUUUACGAACUACAAGACAAACAUUUAUACAAUAAACUGGGACUAGUUUUUUUUUUUUACUCUUUAUUCUAAUGUCAGAAAAUAAAUUAUACAAAACUGUUACAAUAUAAAUAUCUAGAUAGAUAUCCAUCUAGAUAGAUAUGUAACAAGCAUUUUAACAUUCCAAUUCACACAAGACAAAAUUUUACAAAGGACGUGUGUGCUGGGGAAAAUUUAGCAACAUUCACUGCAUCCAUGUGAAAGCGGAUCAGUGCAAGAUUAGCAUUGUCCUAUGUAAGAAUUUUUGUCAUGUGUAACUCUUAAACGCUGUCCAUACUAUCAACUUUUAUGCGACAAAUAAAUGUGAUAUGCCCAUAUUUGGGUGUAGUAUGACAUCAUCAUGUCCAUAUAUGGGCACAUCACACACAUUUGUCACAUCAAAUUUGACAGUGUGGACAGAGCAUUAUUCAAGGUGUUCAAAAUGAUUUGCAUAAAAUUCACUCUAUACUUCAUCAAACACUAUAGAAAUUGUUUUAUAUAUGUUUUUUUAAUAACAUUUUUUAUACUUUGCUUACAGUAGAUAGUUUUUAACGAGUUGUUUUAAAUUUAGGGUCAUAAACAAUAUUAUCAAUGAAAUAAUUUGCAAUAAAAAAUAUUGGAAAUUAACCAUGUUUAAGUUUGACGAAGAAAAUAUAAUAUAGUUGUUAAUUUCACCGAUGGAUAAUGUACAAAUAGCAAUUCUAACACUUAAUUAUUGUUGAAGUUUACUAUCUCCGCACACACACAGUAGAUUUUAAAAGUAUAAUUUUUAGCAAUGUAUGUAGUACACAAAAUUCUAUCAGCCUUGUCUGAAGCAAUGACCAGACUAUCAAAAACAUGUGACAUGCCUUAAUAUGGUCAUGAUGACAACACAUCAUGACCAUAUAUAGACACAUCAUACAGUAACUAUAUAUGGGCAUACAACAAUUUUUUUUUUCAAAGUAAGUUUGAGUCUUGCCAUCCCCAAAAAAGCCGACUGUCGCUAAUUGUUAAAUGAUAUGAUUAGCAUAAGAAAGUGGCAGUAUCGUAUACUUUAGUACAGAGAAGCUAUAAUACUUUACUCAUAACUUUGGCAAUAGUAAAUUGAUUUCAGUAUUGUAAUGACCCAUCAUUUCAAAACUUAUAAUUUGGAGAAUAAGAAUAUAUUAAAAAGUCAAUUUUCAUUUUUUGGUCACUUAAGGCCUGUUUAUACUUCAACGAUAACAAUAACGAUAAAAAAGC